Molecule: messenger RNA, 2259 nt
Organism: Arctia plantaginis
Lineage: Eukaryota; Metazoa; Arthropoda; Insecta; Lepidoptera; Erebidae
Source: the annotation of a GenBank genome assembly
AUGUGUGGGCAUCGUGUGUCGUCACAUGUGUCGUCAUGUGCAUAUGUAGGCAGACUCGACCAGAGUGUGAGCGUGUUAAGCAAUUCUUUUGCUGUGACGACCUUAGCAGUAGCGGCAUCAACAACUGCUGCCGCUCCAACUACCCGCCGUCUUAACCGAAUCAUCAGCCGCCGUCGACAGUCGACCACAACAUCAACGACCACGGAACCAGCCAGCACUACGCCGUCAACGACUAAAGAAGAUGAAUAUUACGAUACACUUCCAGAUGUUGGAGAUACUGAUGCGAUUGAAGAUCCAACACUACAAACAAAGAAACCUAAACCUUCUUUCAAAGUACAACGUCGUCCACUAAUUUUGAAAGAGUCAGAAAGCGACCAAAACCCAUCAGCAACCAACGAGGAAGAAAAUAAAAGACAGAGUAAGAAGUAUAGUGCGAGCAUUAAACAAAUUGAGCUAGAUGACUUGGUGAAGAAUGUUAAAGAAGAAUCAACCACGGACAAAUUCACGACUGUUGAAGAUAUUAGUCCAGAAACUGCAGUGGCAAUAGCUGCUCACCAACUCAUUACAGCACCCAUACCAAGCUUAACUGACUCUGAAGAUGAUGAUAUCAAACCGACCAGAAACAUUCAAACCACUGUCGAAUACAAAUAUACUAGUCGAGAAUAUAAUGAGUAUACUAAUACAGAUAGCAAAACACCAUCUUACGAGGAUGAUCAAAGCACACCUAUUUACAAAACUAAGAUAUUAGGAAAUGACGAAACUACAAUGUACAAAACUCAAAAUGAUUUUGAUUCUACAAAAGACUACAAUUUUGAUUCUACCAGAGCUUCCGACUUCGAUAUUCCAAAAACAUCGUCCCAAAAAUACAUAACUACACCUGAAUAUAAAACUAUCGAUUAUAUUCACACAACUUUAGGUAAUACUUAUGCAGUUGAUAUUGAUUCAGCAAAAAUUUCUACCUAUGAUGUUCCAAAAGCAACAAAUUCUCCCAUCACAGUUAGCACAAUCAGCAAUCAGGAUUACGGUCGAUCAACUACCAUUGAUUAUAACGAACCUGAAUACGAUUCUCCCAAAAUUAUUUCUACCACCUUCCCUUCCAAGUCAUCUUCAACGAAAUCUGUAGCAAAUACCAUAACAGGUCAAUCUUUCAAUACUGCCAUUGAUGACUCAUACACUAACAACCCAAUUGACUUCGCUUCAAGUGUCUUGAGUUACCUUCCAAAAUCAGACUAUCAAUCCGAUUCGGUAACUCAAAAUUACGUUCGUAGCACUAAUAAUUUACCUGAAACGUCAACUGAAUUCGUACCCAGGAAUUCACCGUCUUUUGUAACAAACUUUGCUUCCACUACUUAUUCAAACAGAGAAACAUUUGACGAUACUGUAUUGGAAGAAAAUUUACCCAGAAGUCGAAUCUCAACUACUUUGACUCCUCCUCAAACUUCUAGGCAAGCUUUUGAGAGAACAACUGCCAGUCAAGGAAGUAAUUCUCCGAGAACUGCUAGUUCUUUCUCUCCUAGGGCCACUGAAGCUACAAAGCUUAGGAAUGACUUUAGAUCUAAUCUGGCCACAAAUGCGGUGACUAUUGGAUAUUCUGGUAUCCAAAGAGGGACAAGUAGGUUUAGGAAUGAGAAGUUGAUACCAGUGCCAGUGGAAAACAGGGGAUAUACCGCUAUAGGGUACACAAGAUCCAGCCAAGCACCUUCGUACUACACCAGGGAAUAUUUGCUGGAAUCACCGGUGACUAAGACUUACGAUGAAGAAUACCAGUACCUGCUGCCUAUCACGACACCACAAACGCCGCCAUCUUCUGCGACCAGAAAGGUCAUCAGGAAGAAGAUUCACCGUAAGAUCUCGACCACACAACAACCGACUACAACCCCAUCACCACCUACAUCGACCACAACAGUUAGACCACGCAGGGUUUCCGCUAAACCUUUUGAAAAGGUUUCUAAAGAAAAGAAGACGACUAAAAAACCUAUAGCCAAUUACGAUUAUUAUGACGACAGUGAUGAAAAGAUGGCUGUGAAGUAUAUGGAAGGUACAAAGGUGGUUAUGCAUGAAAAUGGAACCAUAGAAUGCCUGGACAUCGGCAACUUCCCACACCCGACGUCUUGCAAGAAAUUCAUAUCAUGUGCGCGUAUAGAGAACGGUUCCUUACUAGGAUGGGAGUACAUCUGUCCCAAAGGGCUUAGUUUCGACCCUGUAGGAGGAAUCUGUAAUUGGUCUGCGGGAUUAGGCUGCAACGAGAAAGAUGCUUGA